GCGUGUCCCACAGAGCCCCAGCCUGAAGCGUUCUGAGUCGAGCGCCCCAAAACGAGGGUGUCCCCCACCCCAGCGUCCAGGAACCCCGAUUAUCAGGGCCCAGAUCAGAAUGCUGCAGGCUUUGUGGCGGUGGACCUCACUUCCAGCCUCACCCCACCCCCUCCGGGUCCCCAGUCCGCCUCAGGUCCCAACUUCGCCCCGCCCCUAGAGCCGCUUUCCGCUCUUUCUGGGUUCAGGGCUCCAGGCAGAGACUAGGACUCUGCCUGCUGUGGCAGCACCCUGGUGCGGAGGAGGAGGAGGGACAGAGACAGCCGCCACUCUGAGCCCUGGGAAGAGGGACCAUUUGAAGCAGAAUCCUCAGCAUGCAUCGUGGACAAUUAUUCUUGACCCUUUGGGUUAUAGUUAAAAGCACUUCCGGAGAAGAUUGUAUUUCACGGCCCCACCUUAAUGUGGUAGAAGGGGAACCUUUUUAUCUCAAAUGCUGCCCAUUUUCAUCUGCUCAGAGAAACAAAACAGCCACCCCACGAUGGUGCAGAAGCAACCAGUCUCACAAGUGUGCUGAGCUGAAUCUGAGCACCUCGCCCCGAAUCACUUUGCGCAAAGACAUUUUGGAGUUUUGGCCGGUGGAGUUAGAAGACCAAGGAUCCUAUACUUGCUACCUGGGACACGAGACUCGGAAAUGGAUGAUAAAUGUUACCAGAAGGGAUAAACACAGCUGUUUUACUGAAAAACAAGUAAAAAGUAAAACUGUGGGAGUUACAAAGUCUUUGCAGAUAACCUGUAAUAAUAAUUACUAUAAAGAACUGAUUCACAGAACGGCACUGUACAAGGACUGCGAAAAGAUAAGCAAAAGCAAUCUAUCCUAUCUAAAGCCCAUACUGAAGAAAGCAGAGUUUAAAGACCAGGGCUAUUACUCCUGUGUGUUUUCACUUCUUCGUAAUGGGAAACUGUACAACAUCACUGACACCCUCAAUAUAACGAUACUUAGAGAGCGCAGUGAUGUCAUUCCAGUUGUUCUUGGGCCACAGCUGACUAGAAUUGAAGUGGAAUUAGGAGAAGAUGUAGAACUCAACUGCUCUGCUUUGCUGAAUAAAAAUGACUAUCUUUACUGGAACUUCCAAAAAGAAGAAGGACUACAUCUUAAUGUGCAUCAAGACAACAAAAUACCACCUUGGACUGCAGAAGGCAAAACAUAUGCUUCCAAAAUACUGAGAAUUCAGAAAGUUACUGAAAGCAAUCUAAAUUUUUUAUACAAUUGCACUGUGGUCAAUGCAGGAACCACAGAUACCAAAAGCUUCAUCUUGUUGAGAAAAGUGGACACAGCUGAUAUCCCUGGCCACGUCUUCACUGGAGGGAUGAUUGCAGCCAUUGUGGUCUCUGUGGCAGUCUUGUGCCUGGGGGUUGUGUGUGUCAUUUAUAGAGUGGACUUGGCUCUGUGUUACAGACGCUGGAUGGGAAGAGAUGAAACGUUAACAGAUGGAAAAGCAUACGAUGCUUUUGUGUCCUACCUAAGAGAAUAUCGUCCUGAGCAUGGAGAAGAGUACACUUUUGCUGUGGAGACUUUGCCCAUGGCGUUGGAGAAACAUUUUGGGUAUAAGUUAUGCAUAUUUGAAAGGGAUGUCCUGCCUGGAGGAGCUGUUGUUGAUGAAAUCCAUUCAUUGAUCAAGAAAAGCCGAAGACUGAUCAUUGUCCUCAGUAAAAGUUACAUGUCUAAUGAAGUCAGGUAUGAACUUGAGAGUGGACUCCACGAAGCACUGGUGGAAAGGAAAAUUAAAAUCAUCUUAAUUCAGCUUGCACCUGUCAGUGACUUCACCUUCUUGCCACAAUCGCUGAAGCUUUUGAAAUCGCGCACAGUUCUCCAAUGGAAAGCUGAGGAGUCUCUUUCCUCCCAUAACUCGAGGUUCUGGAAAAACCUCCUUUACCUAAUGCCUGCAAAAGUGAUCAAGCCAGACAAGGGAGGGGCAGAGGGCUUGCCCGUUCUUGCUGAAGUAUCUUGAUGUUUAAAACAGCUGAAUGUCACAAAGACCUCUAGUGAUCCUAGGGACCAAGUGUGUGAGCCCGUUCAGAACAGACCUGCAUUUGAAACAUCUAACUCUACAAAUCCCAUUUGCUGUUUGAAGAUGAGACGUGACAUUAAGUUGUCAGGGCUGAGACUAAAUCUUGAGCUGGUUCUGUGCUUAUGGAAAACAUUGGAAUUCAAGAGAGCUGCAGCCCCCUACCCCGCACCUGGCAGCAGACCCCGUCCGUAGUCAGCAAGUGUGAUGCUGAGUCCUGUGUAGAUCAACUGAGCCUGA
Messenger RNA from Fukomys damarensis (Damara mole-rat), 2294 nucleotides. It is a transcript of the gene Il18r1, whose product is annotated as interleukin 18 receptor 1. NCBI's taxonomy places the organism in Eukaryota, Metazoa, Chordata, Mammalia, Rodentia, Bathyergidae. The record is from RefSeq and is a predicted model, not a curated record. Gene Ontology annotation, biological process: interleukin-18-mediated signaling pathway; positive regulation of type II interferon production. Bases 363 to 1997 code for a protein of 544 amino acids. The transcript is spliced from 11 exons. Gene Ontology annotation, molecular function: interleukin-1 receptor activity; interleukin-18 binding; interleukin-18 receptor activity.